GUUUAACUUUUUGUUUUAAUUAUAUUUGCAAGGAAGUAUACUUUUUAUGAGGGUUUUUUUUUUAAUCUAUGAAUGAAAUUGUUUGUUAGAAAAUGAAUUUCCAAACUUCACUGUAGAUGAUUAAAAAGCUUUUAGAAGAAGUAACUCUGACUUUCGGGAUAAAUCCAUAGCUUGGGGGUGUAGGCGUGUUUUCUUUUUUUCUCCGUUUUCCUUUCUGGUGUGCGGCAUCCCGGUCCUCUCGUGGGCAGACUCCUUGCAGAGAAUGCUGGGAGCGGCUCCGUGUCGGUGCUGGGGAGGUGGAGGCUCGCUCUGACCGGGCAUCCGAGGCGAACCCCCGCCUUGUGCAACACAUCCACUGUUCUGCGGUAAAGAUGGCGGCGUCAGAGGGGGCGCGCAGCGGCUGGACCACGGCUAGAAGGAUUUGAUAGUCUCCUUUCCCAUCCCGUCCAGUUCGUGGAGCGCUGUACUUUAGUCAUUCGGUGCGGUCUGAACCACGGCGGUUAGGAAAACCGUGUCACGCGCGGAGGUUGCGGUUUUAUUGUUGCAGGCGGUCUCGGGUGGGUUUCACUCGUAGCUGCUAACCUUAGCUAACAGGCUAGCUAGCUAGCCAUCUCGGGCUAGUUCCCGUUAUCUCAGUGGGGAGGGUUUUAAGGAGGAGAUUGUGGGCCAGUCCGUUCUAACUUGGUGGGGGGGGGAUGUGAACUAGAAGCGCGCGGGGGGGGUUUGCUUGCUUCGUCCCAAACGACCUCACAAACAAACUACUGGGAUGGGACAGCAGGUAGGCCGCGUUGGUGAGGUUACGUCGACCGGACUGCAGCCACCACAACCCCACGCUACACAACCGCAGCCGGGAAAGGGGAACCGGGGCAGCGGAGCCGGGCGAAGACCCCGAGGAGAACCAGGCAGUAGCAGCACAGGGACACCGCCAGGCAGGGCAGCCUCAGCAAACGCGCCCGACCCAGGGAUCAAUAUAUUCACGCAACAUUCAGAAGCUCUGACCGAGGCCGUGCGCUGGAGUUCUAAGGAGAACCUCCUGGGGGCAGCUGAGAGCGACCCCAACCUCUUCGUUGCACUUUAUGACUUUGUUGCUAGUGGAGACAACACCCUCAGCAUCACUAAAGGUGAAAAGCUGCGCGUCCUGGGAUACAACCAGAAUGGAGAGUGGAGUGAAGUCCGGUCCAAAAACGGCCAGGGUUGGGUUCCCUCCAACUACAUCACGCCCGUCAACAGUCUGGAGAAGCAUAGCUGGUACCACGGGCCCGUUUCCCGCAGUGCUGCAGAGUAUCUGUUGUCCUCCCUGAUCAACGGCAGUUUUUUAGUUCGGGAAAGUGAAAGCAGUCCCGGGCAGCUGUCCAUCUCCCUGCGCUACGAGGGCAGAGUGUACCACUACCGGAUCAACACCGCCACCGAUGGAAAGGUUUAUGUGACAUCCGAAAGCCGCUUUGCUACUUUAGCCGAGCUGGUCCACCACCACUCCACCGUGCCCGACGGCCUGGUCACCACGCUGCACUACCCUGCGCCCAAAUGCAACAAGCCCACCGUGUACGGCGUGUCACCCAUCCACGAUAAGUGGGAGAUGGAGCGCACAGACAUCACCAUGAAGCACAAGCUGGGAGGGGGCCAGUAUGGGGAGGUGUACGUUGGAGUGUGGAAGAAAUACAACCUGACUGUGGCGGUCAAAACGCUAAAGGAGGACACGAUGGAAGUUGAAGAGUUUCUAAAAGAGGCGGCAGUGAUGAAAGAAGUCAAACACCCAAAUCUGGUUCAGCUCCUCGGUGUGUGCACUCUGGAGCCUCCGUUCUACAUCGUGACCGAAUACAUGCCUCAUGGAAACCUGCUGGACUACCUGAGGGAUUGUGACAAAGCCGAGGUGAACGCCGUGGUGCUGCUCUACAUGGCCACACAGAUCUCCUCUGCCAUGGAGUACCUGGAGAAGAAGAACUUCAUACACAGGGAUCUUGCGGCGAGGAACUGCCUGGUGGGGGAAAAUCAUGUUGUGAAAGUCGCAGACUUUGGUCUCAGUCGGUUGAUGACUGGUGACACCUACACCGCCCACGCCGGAGCCAAGUUCCCCAUCAAGUGGACAGCACCAGAGAGUCUGGCAUACAACACCUUCUCCAUUAAGUCAGACGUCUGGGCAUUCGGAGUGCUGCUGUGGGAAAUUGCCACCUACGGGAUGUCCCCAUAUCCAGGCAUUGAUUUGUCGCAGGUGUACGACCUUCUGGAGAAAGGUUAUCGCAUGGGGCAGCCAGAGGGAUGUCCGCCGAAAGUGUAUGAACUCAUGAGGGCAUGCUGGCAGUGGAAUCCUCUAGAAAGACCUUCGUUUGCAGAAAUCCAUCAAGCCUUUGAGACGAUGUUCCACGACUCCAGCAUUUCUGAAGAGGUAGCAGAGGAGCUUUGUAAGACGGAGUCCCGGCAGAGUCACGGCGCCCCGGUGCACUCCUUCGGUCACGACACGCCCCUGCUGCCCUCCAAAUCCCGCUCGCUCCUCAAGCACACGGAAAACAAGGAGAACAUCGAGGGGGGGCUGGACGCGCGCUCCGACCCCGGCGGCCACUCAGGCUGGGCGCCCGUAUCCCUCGGGGGGGACGGCCGGUUCGGCGGCUCCCCGGCGCUCCCCAGGAAACAGCAGCUGCGGGAUAAAUCUCCCAGCAGCCUCUUGGAGGACGUACAAGACAUGGGCACAUUCACCAGAGACCGCAAGACCGGCUUCUUCAGCUCCUUCAUCAAGAAGAAAUCCUCCUCCUCCUCGCAGUCUUCGCAGCAACAGAACCUCCCGACCCCCCCCAAGAGGAGCAGCUCCUUCCGGGAGGAGACGCAGCCUCACAAGAAGUACGAACCCACGGCGGACUUCAGCGCUCCCCUUCCCCUGCCCCAGCCGGACGGCGUCGGGGGGUUCUCUCCCUCUCCGUCCCACUCCCACGGGGAGCCCAACCAGACGCAGCCCCGCUGCUGUGGUGCAGCGUUCGGCCAGAAACCCUCCAGUGGAAGCUUCAGUUCCCAGCUUACCAGCGGGAGCAGCUGGGGGGGGCUGGCUGGCUUUUUCACCCCGAGACUCAUCAAAAAGACGCUGGGGCUGCGGAGCGGAAAGACGGCCUCCUCCGACGAGGGCGGCGGUUUAGGCGCAGGACCCAAGCCUUUUCCUCGGUCCAAUUCUACCUCCUCCAUGUCAGCGGGACUGCCAGACCUGGAGCGCAUGGCCCUGACGUUACCCAGAAACCACAGCGCCAAGCCCCUCCUGGAGAGGACUGCCUCCACCACCUCCCAGCCGGAGAACGGGGCCGCCAGGCCGUCCGAAACCCUGCUGAAGAGGAUGGACGAGGGCACCGCGCAGAUCAGGGAGAGGCCCAAAGCCAAGCUGCUGCCCCGCGGGGCAGCCGGCAGGGCGCCGGGCGUGGGAGGGGAGGCGGGCUCUGACGGCACGUCCCGGACCAGAGAGGAGAGCCCGGGGCUGGACCGGCAGCAGAGCUGGUCCUCCCCGUCUAAGGGGAGCAUGUCGUCUGCCCCCACUCACAACCACAAAGUCCCCGUCCUGAUCUCCCCCACCCUGAAGCACAGCCCCGCCGACGUGCAUCUGGUGGGGCUGGACUCUCAGGGGAACCGCUUCAAACUGCUGUCGGAGAACCAAGCAGACAAAGACCGGCCCCGGCUGGUCAAACCCAAAUGUGCUCCUCCUCCACCUCCCACUCUGCGUAGCCUGCAGCCCGCCCCCAGCGGCAGCGGAGAGGACCAAGCCCCCGCAGAGAUGAACGGAGACACGCUGAAAGGUCACAGGUCGGGGCGAGCGUCAGGAGGAGCCAGCAGACCGUCAGUGCCACCACCUCAAGUGCCUCCUGCUUCUUCCUCCUCCUUUUCCUCCUCGUGCCCCGCCAGCGCCAACACAACCCCCACCAAAAUGGCCAACGGAGCCCCCACCACUGCUUCCUUGCACACAGCAGCGUCCGUGGGCUCCAAGGGGGCCCUGCGCCGAGCCCGGCAGCAGGCGGAGCGGGUCCCUUUGGAGCGGGUCAGCCGGGAGGCCCUGCUGGUGUGCGCCGAGGGGCUGAGCAGCGCCCUCCACGCCAGCUGCGAGAGCCCCUCCAGCAGCCAGGUUCUGGACGCCGGCCACCAGCUGCUGGACUGCUGCUCGGGUUACGUGGACUGCAUCCCUCUGACCCGGAACAAGUUCGCCUUCCGGGAGGCUGUGGGCAAGCUGGAGCUCAGCCUGCAGGAGCUGCGGGCGUCGUCCUCGGGGGGCGGGGGGCUGGGCCACACGGGACCCAACGCCGUGUUGGACAACCUGCACAGCUGCAUCAAAGAGAUUAGUGACGUGGUCCAGAGGUAGCCGCUGUGACGUCACUGAUCCUGACCGUCACCACGGUUCUGGUUCCAGCCAGAGCUGUUUAUGAGGGGCACAACAUGAAAGUACCUCACGGAAAUCACUACAACAUGUCUUCUUUUGUUUACAAAAAGCGGUUUUCAUAACAUGCCAGUGUGGACGCUAUCGCAUCUCACAGCUGUAAAUAUCCAGAAAGAGUUUCACCCAACACGCCGUUUCCAUCGGGCAGUCAGAACGGCCUCCUGAAGCGAAUGUCAAGGGUCAAAGUGAAGGCGUCCAUGACCAGCCUUACAGAGGAAACGGCCUCCAAACCCAAACCUGACCUUCUGGGCUCCGUGCUUCUUUAAGUCUGACAGUUGUGAUCAAAUGAGAAAAUUUGACGCGUUAAUGGAGGCGUUUGGGUUCAAAAUGGUCAGAAAAAUGGCUGAAAUGACAGUUUGGUCCGUUGUGAGAAGGGUCGACUCAUGGAACCGUGUUUACCGUCUGUUCCCCACAGCGCUGAACCGUUGAAACGGCACUUCUGCUCCUCCGUGACGUUCCCAACUGUCACGUGUGGAACGCCACAGUCCAGAACUUCCCACCAAGUGGACGCUGCUGCACACUGAAUGUUGGAGGAGGUGCUAUGGGGAGCCACAUGGGGGGGCGGCUCAGCUCUAAGUGCCCUUCACAGCGCCGGCCGGACGCCCUGCAGCCUUCUCCUGUUUACAGUGCCUCAGAUUUUUCCCACUUAACAAAACCAGUGGAACUAAAACCUACAGCAGGUUGCAGUAUUUCUCCAGCACAUGAGUUUGUUUGUUUCAACAAAUGUCUUUAGAAUGUAUGAACUUGAAUUUUAAAUUAUUCUUUUUUUUUUUCUUCAAAGCACAGACAUAUAGAGGUUUAUAAAUAUGUGAUUUAUUUCAUGUACACACAAAGUGUGUGGCCAUAGAGAAACGUCCACCCAGAUCUGAACACGCGCUCUGAAUGUAUUGGUCUUCUGUUCUGAACCCGGUCAAACGUGUCUUUGCUUCUCUAAGGUGCCAUAUUCUUUCCUCAGUCACACUAACUGCCCACAGGUUGCUUAUUUGCCCCCCGAGCACACAUCCUAUGUACACUGGAUAUGAUCUGAGACGCAAUCAACCAUAACAAAUGCUGAAGAAUCGGACAACACUGUAGCUCCAACACACAUCUAGCAAUGAAACUUGAUGGAAGUUAUUGGGUUGAAUUAUUUUGUGAUGAAAUAAUUUCUCCUUUUUGUGUUUUUGUCAUUUUGGUGCCUUUUUGUAGAAAAUCGACAGUAACUUCAAGGAAUCCCUGUAUGUCGGCGUACCUUAAAGGCUGCUUUAAGAAGCCAUAACAUGAACAUCUAUACGGAGGUGUAGUUUGAUCAGUGAUGCUUGACAAGAAGACACUAAAACUGCAGCCCCCCCCCCCCCCCCCCCCCCUCUUUGGACAGCCCUUCAAAAUGUUUUAUUGAAAAUAUAAAAGUUAUAUUUGCCAUAAAACUCAAUGGUUCACGUGUUUUUGUUUUUUUUCCUUCCUCCCGUUUCUGCUACUGGGUUCUUUCUCGUGCUUUUAUUUUGUUUUUACAAUGUCUCCCUUUUAUUUUGAAAGGAAAGGGGGUUCUGGAGAAUGUGUGUACACAACAUGAUACCAAAGGCCACUUCUUCAGUUGGAUUAGUGCAAUGUAAGAUCAACACAGACACACCACAGUGAAUGAAACAGGGAUAAAAUGUCUGAUGUUAACUUUUUUAUUGUACAAAAAUAUGAUUUUUUUUAUUUAAAGCUCACUUUAUGUUACUGUGAAGUUGUGCUUAUCAGUGUUAAGCCUAUUGUAAAUAAUAAAGAUUUUGAUGAAUGCGUCUGA
This is a messenger RNA of Oryzias latipes (Japanese medaka), 6164 nucleotides long. RefSeq names its product c-abl oncogene 2, non-receptor tyrosine kinase (gene abl2). Lineage: Eukaryota; Metazoa; Chordata; Actinopteri; Beloniformes; Adrianichthyidae. The record is from RefSeq and is a predicted model, not a curated record. Gene Ontology annotation, biological process: protein phosphorylation. Gene Ontology annotation, molecular function: non-membrane spanning protein tyrosine kinase activity; protein binding; ATP binding.